GAGGAGCUUGGGUUCACUUCAUCUAUAAAGGCCCAUUACUUCUUCUCCUUCUCUAUCACUUACGACUGCGCGAGUGGCAGAGAUGGAUAGUGGCAGAAACAAGAAGCUGGUCUCAUGGUUCAUUGUUCUCUUCCUCUUCAUGCAAGUAGUUGCAGAGGCUUCCUUGCACAAUUUCAUUGGCCUCGAAGAUGAUAAAGAGGGAAAUGCAACUCCUGCGGAUGGAUUUUCCCGGAGACCAAUAAUCAAUUGCAACUUUGCAUGCGCAAGGAGAUGUAUGAAGGCAUCGAGGAAGAACGUAUGCGCGCGUGCGUGUGGCACGUGCUGCAUCAAGUGCCAGUGUGUCCCCGCGGGAACCUCCGGAAACAAGACCAUGUGCCCCUGCUAUGCUAACCUGCGAACUCAUGGACUCAAACCCAAGUGCCCAUAAUAAUCUUGAUCAUAGAUCAUAGAUGUGCUGUUCCUCACAUCACUUGAAUAAUUUUGGAGUUCUUAUUAUUAUUAUUGUUAUUAUUUUGUUGUUUGAUUGGUCUGAUGUUUUGCUGCUACAAACUAUGCAAGUGUAGUGAUUCUGGUUCUGAAUUUUGAUUUCGCUCUCUUGUUUGGGUUCCUCUA
Ananas comosus (pineapple) is the source of this 612-nucleotide messenger RNA. RefSeq names its product gibberellin-regulated protein 9-like. The transcript has 4 exons. The record is from RefSeq and is a predicted model, not a curated record. Bases 83 to 427 code for a protein of 114 amino acids. Lineage: Eukaryota; Viridiplantae; Streptophyta; Magnoliopsida; Poales; Bromeliaceae.